Messenger RNA from Lizanozyma spartinae, 1632 nucleotides. It is a transcript of the gene CCT7, whose product is annotated as chaperonin-containing T-complex subunit. Gene Ontology annotation, molecular function: ATP-dependent protein folding chaperone; ATP hydrolysis activity; ATP binding. The coding region runs from base 1 to 1632 and encodes 543 amino acids. Gene Ontology annotation, cellular component: chaperonin-containing T-complex. Lineage: Eukaryota; Fungi; Ascomycota; Pichiomycetes; Serinales; Debaryomycetaceae. The transcript has a single exon. Gene Ontology annotation, biological process: protein folding. The record is from RefSeq and is a predicted model, not a curated record.
AUGUCAUUUGGAACACAAACCCCCACGAUUGUGGUGCUUAAGGAAGGUACCGAUUCUUCUCAAGGUAAGGGCCAAAUCAUCAGCAAUAUAAAUGCUUGUCUUGCUAUACAAGACACAGUCAAACCAACAUUGGGACCAUUUGGAUCCGAUAUAUUAGUAGUCAACUCCCGAGGUGAAACUACCAUUUCAAACGAUGGUGCAACUAUCAUGAAGUUAUUGGAUAUCGUGCAUCCUGCUGCUAAGAUGUUGGUUGAUAUUUCUCGUGCUCAAGAUGCUGAAGUUGGUGAUGGUACCACUACAGUUACUGUUCUUGCUGGUGAGUUUUUGAAAGAGUCUAAGGGGUUUAUUGAAGAUGGUAUUUCAUCACAUUUGAUUGUCAAGGGAUUAAGAAUGGCUUGUGAUUUGGCUGUUUCUCGUAUUAAGGAAUUGGCUGUCAAUAUUCCAAAGGAAAAUGCUACUGAAUUUAGAGAUUUACUUAGUAGAUGUGCCACUACAGCUAUGUCAUCCAAAUUAAUCAGUAAAAACAGUGAAUUUUUCACCAACAUGGUUGUGGAUGCAGUGAUGUCGUUGGACGCCAAUGAUCUUGAUGAAAACAUGAUCGGUAUCAAGAAAGUCGCUGGUGGAGGAAUGGAAGACUCUAUGUUUGUCAACGGUGUUGCUUUUAAGAAAACAUUCUCAUAUGCUGGGUUUGAACAACAACCUAAGAAGUUUGCCAAUCCUAAGAUUCUCUGUUUAAACGUCGAAUUAGAAUUGAAGGCAGAGAAGGAUAAUGCUGAGGUUCGUGUUGAAAAAGUUCAACAAUAUCAAGAGAUCGUCGAUGCUGAAUGGCAAAUUAUAUUUGACAAGUUAGAUGCCAUUGCUGCUUCUGGUGCCAACAUCGUGUUGUCAAAAUUGCCAAUUGGUGACUUGGCUACCCAAUAUUUCGCUGAUAGAGACAUUUUCUGUGCCGGUAGAGUCAGUGCAGAAGAUAUGGAAAGAGUAAUCAAGGCCGUUGGUGGUAGUAUGCAAAGUACCUGUGGAAGUAUUGAUCCUGUUAAGGAUUUAGGUACUUGUGAUUCUUUUGAAGAAGUCCAAAUUGGUGGUGAAAGAUACAACUUAUUCACAGGCUGUCCUGAAGCCAAAACAUGUACGUUAAUUUUAAGAGGUGGUGCCGAGCAAGUGAUUGCUGAAGUUGAAAGAUCAUUGCACGAUGCAAUAAUGAUUGUUAAGCGUGCAGUUAACCAUAAUGAGGUGGUAGCUGGUGGUGGUGCAAUUGAAAUGGAAUUAUCCAAGUACUUACGAGACUACUCUAGAACCAUUGCUGGUAAGCAACAAAUGAUCAUUGGAGCCUUUGCUAAAGCUCUCGAAGUUAUACCUCGGCAAUUAUGCGAAAAUGCUGGUUUAGAUGGUAUUGAUUUGUUGAACAAGCUUAGAAGUCUCCAUGCUAAAGGUGAAACUUGGUUUGGUAUUGAUUUCCAAAGGGAGAAUGUAGGUAACAAUAUGACCAAUUUUAUUUGGGAGCCUUCUUUGGUUAAGAUCAAUGCCAUCCAAUCAGCUGUUGAAGCUGCUAUAUUAUUAUUGUCAAUUGAUGAAACAAUUCUGAAUGAUGAUCUGAAUGAGGCUGCUGGAGGCAGAGGACGAGGUGCUAAUUAA